UACCACUCCCGUGAUGCUCCGCUUCGGCCGCCUGCGCAGAGCCCAGGGCCACGUUGCUUUCCCGGCGCUGGAGACACGCAUCUCAGCCAUGGCUUCCGCGGAGUCGCGGCGGAUGGGGAAUGGAGGCAGUGUCGGGGGCGCCUUCCAACCCUACUUAGACUCCUUGCGGCAGGAGCUGCAGCAGAGGGACCCGACGCUGCUGUCAAUCGUGGUGGCGCUUCUCGCAGUGCUGCUGACGCUGGUGUUCUGGAAGUUCAUCCGGAGCAGAAGGAGCAGUCAAAGAGCUGUUCUUCUUGUUGGCCUGUGUGACUCUGGGAAAACAUUGCUCUUUGUCAGAUUGUUAACUGGCCUUUAUAGAGACACUCAGACAUCGAUCACUGACAGCUCUGCUCUGUACAGAGUCAACAAUACCAGGGGUGCUAGCCUGACCUUGAUUGAUCUCCCUGGCCAUGAGAGCUUGAGACUUCAAUUCUUAGAGCGUUUUAAGGCUUCAGCCAGGGCUGUUGUGUUUGUUGUGGAUAGUGCAGCCUUCCAACGAGAGGUGAAAGAUGUGGCAGAGUUUCUCUAUCAAGUUCUCAUUGACAGUAUGAGUUUGAAGAACACACCGUCAUUCUUAAUCGCCUGCAAUAAGCAAGAUUAAAAUUCUGAUUCUAUGAAGAGCCCAUUGCAUUUCUCAGAAGUGAUCAGGUAGUAAUAACCUUAAUGAUGUCUAAUCAGGAAUCGGUCUUAGAAUCAUUACCUGACCUCUCUGUUUUUUCUCUUCAGUAUAAAGAGAGUAAGUAAUAUUUAUUUGGGUUCUGCUAUGUGCAAACCAGUGUUUAUCUCUUACCAAGGUGCACUUGAGUAACAUACCAUCUUAGUAUCAGCUGGAAAUCUGCUUAGUUUACUUUUAUAUGACAGGGUUUUUCUGUUAGAGUGAAGGCUCUUGUUACAAUAAAAAAACUGGUAGGUGUUCUUUCUGUUACACUGGCUGGACUUCUGUACAUAUUAAUUUAAAAGGUCUGUAAGAUGUAGAAAACUUUCAGGAAAGAACUAGUCAAUUUUAGGGUCACAAGCUUAAUACAUUUGUAAGCAUUUUUGUAGGAAAACCCAUGCAUGCAAAUAUAAAGCUUAUUACUUUGAUAGUGGAGCUACUAAUGGUAAAAAGCUCUUUUAAAAAACUAAAGGGAAAAGAAACUUACUGGUUUAAAUAGGAAUUUUCCAUAUGUGCAAGAAGUUUUGGGAAGAGACCCUUUCUGGUUUAAACUAUAACAGUGUCUUUAUUUC
Molecule: messenger RNA, 1266 nt
Organism: Panthera uncia (snow leopard)
Lineage: Eukaryota; Metazoa; Chordata; Mammalia; Carnivora; Felidae
Gene: SRPRB
Product: SRP receptor subunit beta
Exons: 6
Coding region: 14-640 (208 amino acids)
Biological process (GO): protein localization to organelle; Golgi to plasma membrane protein transport; intracellular protein transport
Cellular component (GO): Golgi apparatus
Molecular function (GO): GTP binding
Source: RefSeq, a predicted model, not a curated record